GCAGCGUACGCUGCGGAGCCAUUAUGAGCUCAACGGCGCACCAAUCAGCCCGGGACCGUGGACCGGCCCUCGGUGCUCCAUGUUCCGGGGGCAUGGAGAGGGGCUCCCGUUUGGCCUUCCGGAGCGUCCCGCGCAGCCUGGGCAGGGCGCUGCUGCUGCUCGCCAUCGUGCUGCUCGACCGCAAUGACCCCUGCCACGGCCUCAGGCAGCGCGCCAAGCACCGCGGACACCGAUGGGUCGCCGGGCCGUGGUCAACGUGCGUGACUGAGGACAACUGCAGCCAGGGCUGGAGAAUGCGGACCGUUCGCUGCGUGGAUAUGGGCGGCGAACAGAGAACCGACAGGCACUGCCGGCAUCGAACCAAGCCACCGUCGUUCGAUUCAUGCUACAGCGGCUGCGAUCAGCGGCAACACCUACUUCGGUGGCAGGUGGGCGAGUGGAGCCCGUGCGAGCACGUCAACGCCCGCCCCCACCUUCGAAGCCAGUGCCGACCGGACGUCCCGGAGACCGGCCUGGCGCGCCGCAACGUGAGCUGCGUCUUCCAGCCGGCCGUCGGACCGUCGCGAGCGGUGGACUCCGCCGCCUGCCUCCACCUGCCGCAGCCCAGCAGCGAACUGCGCUGCGCCAUUCCCUGCCCUCAGGAUUGUGUGGUGAGCCCGUUCGAGGCCUGGCCGCCGUGCCACGCUAUCUGCCAAAACCACACAGUGAGCCGACGGAGGACGGUGUUAGUGGGCCCCUUGAACGGGGGAAACGACUGCCCGGCGCUGUCCGAGACCAUGAGCUGCCCUCCGCGGCAAGGCUGCCGGAGCUGGCACAAACGCAAGUCUAGGAGGAAAGCGCCGGGGGACAAAGUGUUUGUGCUCAGUGUCGGGCCAUGGAGUGAGUGCCAAAGUGACGAGGCGCCGCAGGAGAGUGACUCCGAGACGCCCACUGCCUUCAGACAGCCGGUCGUCGGGGUCAGGCGGCGCAAAGUGACCUGUCUGGACCAUACGGGUGUCGCAGUGGAUGUGCUAAAGUGUAGACGGGACGAAAACAUGCGUGCCCUGCCCACGGACGAAGAGGGCUGUGUGGUGCCGGUGAACUGCCAGGUGUCGCCGUGGUCCCAGUGGCACGUGGAACGCGAGGGCUGCCUCCUCGACUCAGGAGACCUGUCUCCGUCGGGUCCCAGGCGACAGCGGCGCUUCCGCACCAUUCAGCAGCUGCCUUUGGGCGGUGCAAGUCCCUGCCCGCCGCUCGUCGAAACCGCCUUACAAUCGCAGCACCUCCCUCUCUGCUCCAGCUUUGACUGGAUUGCAUCAGAGUGGAGCGCCUGCGUUCCUGAAGGAAGUAAUUUAUGCAAUGGAGGAGUUCGACAACGUAACGUUACCUGCAUCAGGACCAAUGACAGUCGGCCCGUCGCGGGUCACCUGUGUGAGAUGCAGCCUCGCCCUCCGCUCCUCGAGGAGUGCACAGUGCCUUGCCCCGUGGACUGCCUGGUGUCCGAGUGGUCGCCCUGGGGCCAGUGUUUGCCCCUUAUCCGUGGCGCGCCUUUCCCCGCACCCGAAGAAGGGUACCGGGUUCGAAGCCGCACAGUGGAAGUGCAUCCUUCCUCCGGCGGCCAGGAGUGUCCGCACCUGAAGGAGACGGAGAGCUGCGACCGCGCCGUGCUGUCUCACUGGGAGCCCGAGCCCUGGAACGUCUGCCAGCCGCUCUCGGGAGCCAGCUGCGGCGUCGGAGUGCAGUCGAGGAGCGCCCGUUGCCUCUUCUUCGACGGGACAAAAGUGGACGACGCUCACUGCAUCAUCUAUGAAUCGCCGCUGUUGAAAGAGCGGGAAUGUUUUGUGCCGUGUCCCGACGACUGCGUACUCUCGGAGUGGUCUCCCUGGUCUCCAUGCACGCUGCUCUGCGCGGAGAAGAUGGCGUACGGAGUUCAGUCACGAAAUCGCAGCAUCAUAGGCUACCCCGCGAAAGGAGGAAAAUCCUGCCCCCAGAAAUCCGAGCUGAAGGAAGUGGAUGACUGUAACUUAGUGAGUUGUUUCGGCUUUCGGUGGAACACCGGACCCUGGAAGCGUUGCGUUCUGCAAAAUACGAGCAGCACAUGUGGCAAAGGAAAGCAGAGCAGAACCGUCAGCUGCUUCUACAAAGGAAACGUGUCGGAUAAAAAGUGCGCCCCUCUGAAGAAACCCCCGGCUUCCCAGCCGUGCCAUGUGCCUUGUCCAGUGGACUGCAAACUUACAAAUUUUUCAGAUUGGACGUUAUGCCGAGACUGCGGUGAUGGAGAUCCGGUGCUUAUUCGAGAACGGUUCGUGGUUCAAAGCGCUUCCUCGGGCGGCAAGCCCUGUCCCUGGCAAAGCCUCCGCCAAGUGAGGAUGUGCAGGCCGGAGAGCGAGCCCUGGUGCCUGGCACUUCGGCGCUCCCCCGAGGACACCUACAGCUGGAACACUUCUGCCUGGUCACAGUGCAUCCUUCUCCCGGAACAACACUGUGGUGUUGGUUACCAAGUCAGAAACAUCACUUGCACCGACUCCAACCGAAUGCCGGUGGAGGCGGGCCUCUGCGUGAACAUGUCUGGGUUCGCUUCGGGCUCGCCGUUCUUCCCGGUAUUCACGGUGCCCGUGGUUCAUCGAAGGUGCUUCGUGAGCUGCAGCACCCUCUGCGCAGAGUCCGAGUGGUCCGAAUGGUCGCCGUGUCCGGACGACUGCCGGAACAUUGUCAGUUACCGGCGGCGAGACCUGAUCGGUUCACAUUCCUCAAGGUGCGACAUAUUCCUUCGUGAAGAUCAACGCGAAGAACGAUCAUGCCCAGUCAAGCAGCGACUGGAAGUCAAGAACGCUCAGUGGAGCGAGUGUAUAUUCCUGGAUACCAACGCAACCUUUUGUGGAAAAGGCUUGAAGUAUAAAAUGGCGUCGGUUACUUCAGCUGCCUGUAGCGUGACAGGCAUCCAAAGUGCCUCGUGCGAACAACCGUGCCCCAAGGAUUGCGUCAUGAACGACUGGUCCCCGUGGUCUCCGUGUGACGCGGUCUGCGGGAUGGGCCAACGAACCAGGAGUCGAAGCGUCCGCCAGUGGCCUCAGAACGGCGGCCGGCCUUGUCCUGUCAGUGAUCACCGGCUAGAGGAAACGCAAAUAGACGCGUGCAUGGUGGACUGCGGACGGAACAUGUGGUUGCCCUCUGGCUGGACGAGGUGUCGUCAUCCGACCUCCAACAAACGCCUUCCGUGCGGAGAAUCCGGUGUUCGCAGCAGGAGCGUUCUGUGUAUGUCUGUACUGAACGGCGAGCCCCAUCAAGAAUUGGACCAGGAAAACUGCGACCCUCUGAGCAAGCCGAGCGAGUCUGAAGAGUGCACAGUUCAUUGUGCGGGGCAGUGCGUCGUCUCCGAGUGGUCUGACUGGUCCAAGUGUCUGGACUCAAAGGCGGAGAAUUCCACUCACCUCAGAAAUCGCACAAGACGGAUAUUGCGCCAGCCCAGACUGGGAGAUCAGUGUCCUUAUCACCUCACAGAGACAGACGCCUGCCUAGAGUACAAUUGGGUGGUCGAGGGUUUUGGCUCGUGCAUUCCCAAGUACGGCGCAUCGUGCGGAGAGGGCCAGUCUAAGACGCUGCUCUACUGCAUCCGGAAAGCGGAUAAUCUUCGUGUGGACUACAAGUACUGCGAUAAGAACUCGAAACCUAGUAAAGAAACGCUCGUGAAAACAUGCACAGUUCCUUGCCCAAUUGAUUGUCGCUUGUCGGAGUGGUCAGACUGGGAGACAUCUGAGUGCGACACUUGCGGAACGUUCGGCGACCAAGUUCGUCAAAGACAAAUUAUUCAGAACUCGAGCGAUGCCGGGAGGCCUUGUCCCUCCAGCCUUGUCCAACGGAAGCCCUGUCCCUUCAAACCGUGCUACUACUGGACGAUUGGAGGAUGGUCCCAGUGUGACCUGCACGGCGCAGACUGUGGAUUUGGUACGAGGAAGAGGGUCGUGACCUGUCAAAGAUCUGAUGGCACCGUUGUGGACGACCAGUUUUGCCAUCUUGUGAACUUCACAUCGUCUGUCACUGCGAUCCUCGGACUUGACUGGCUGACCAUUGGGAAUGAUGUCCACACUGUUGAAGACUGUUACGUCAAGUGCCCCCAUGGCUGUUCAUUAUUUCCGUGGUCUGAGUGGUCUGCAUGCAACCGAAACUGCGACUCCGGUGAAAUCCUUGGACUACAAACUCGAUCGCGGGGUCUCAUAGCGGAUGGAAAGCCUGGGAACCGUCGAUUCUGUCCAACUGAAAUGCUGCAAAGCCGACCAUGCUGGAACGGCGUGUGCCUGACUUUUGCGUGGAAGGUGGUCAGCGGAGUUCUCAAGUGCUUCAGGUCGGAUGGAGUCGUCGUCGAAGGCGGCUGCCGCGGCCGGCCCCGCCCCUGCGUUCCGGGCUGCCCCGUCGGGGCCCGCUGCGAUCGCGGGUCCGGCCAGUGCUCGUGCGUGCCCGGCACCGUGCCCGUGUUUGCGCCCAGCGCGCCGUCGGAUACGAGCAGUGGCGGCGCGACGUCGACGACGCUGCUCUCGCGCUGCGAGCCCCUCCGCGGUGCUGGCAUGGACUCGGCGCACGCGGACAACCACACCGCCGCCGGCGCCGGGGAUAUCCUGCUCAAGUACUACCCCGAUGACAAUGAAGCAAGCUUUUGGAUGUAUGCCAUGAUCUCGGUCGGAUCAGCCUUCGUCAUCUUCGUUGCUGUCACAGUCUACCUCAUGUGUCAGUCGUCGGUUCGUCAGAGGCUCAAGUCGACGUACUCGUUCAGCUCACGGCACAGGUCCAACUCUUCGGCAACGAGUGCCGCUUCUAACCUGGUUCGCAGUAACGUGUGCUGUGCCUACGAACCGGCUCCCACGUCAUCGUCUACGGCCGCGUCUACAACGCACCUCUACUAAGGACACGCUGCUUCGCCCUGAAAGGACUCCUCAACCGCUGGGAACUGCGAUUACCACCCGGAGGUGCCAAAGUGCGCGGUCCCGUAAUGUCCCCGCUCGCGAAGGACGCUGAGAUAUACCGUCCGUUUCCUGUGAUGAGGGAACGGUACGCGGCAGCACUGGACAUUCGACUUCCCGCGUUUGCAUCCGUGCGGUAAUACCUCACCCCGCUGGUUGUUCCCGUUCCUUUGCCAUGGAAACCGUUGCGCAUCAUUACAUCAUUCGUACGACCAAAGCGGUAUGUGAGUGAGAAAGCAUCCUGGUGGCCCUGCCACGAGGCGAGAUGUGUCAGUUGUUUUCAAAUGAUCCCCCGGAGGAGCACCUGAUAACUUCAAUUCAUAGUUCUCCAGACUAAGGUCAAAGUGUAGAUAUGGUCAAACGUGCAUAGGGAGUUUCAGGUUUUCACGAAUUUUUUCUCGGUGACAGACAAGCAAUUAGGAUGGUUCUCAGUUAAUACGCUAGAAGGCUUUUUGUUUUAUGCUUUCCGCAAGAUGCGGCUAGAGUAAGUUUGUUUCGAGAGCAGCGGUUCGUUCUAUCCUCGCGCGAUAAAAGUUGAGGGCCCAUAUGAUGUGCGAGGUUUCUCCCGGUGAACACUGUACACUAAGAUUCAUCCUUCAUUCCACAUCCCCACCGUGUCGUCUCAUACGCAUCUUCAUGUGUCAUUCUGCAUUCCAGGGGUGGUGGGUUUGACGGUCCUAUUUUUGUCCCCAUUAACAUUGCCGAGCGCGGUCUGUCUUUCCCCUUAUUGUGAUAAAACUUAUUUCGAAUAAAACAGAGUCAUUCUCACGGCGGUCCCACCUUGAUACACCAAUUUAUGCGCAGCAUUUGACAAAAUGGUGCCGAAUGUAUUUCUACGAGGAAGAAGGACAUGGGCUGUGUCGGGAUUCCCUCACUAUAAUUAUUGAC
Messenger RNA from Ixodes scapularis (black-legged tick), 5822 nucleotides. Its product is annotated as thrombospondin type-1 domain-containing protein 7A. Gene Ontology annotation, cellular component: extracellular matrix. Gene Ontology annotation, biological process: cell adhesion. The record is from RefSeq and is a predicted model, not a curated record. The coding region runs from base 24 to 4877 and encodes 1617 amino acids. The transcript has 28 exons. NCBI's taxonomy places the organism in Eukaryota, Metazoa, Arthropoda, Arachnida, Ixodida, Ixodidae.